GCGCGCGCGUCCGUGCGUGCGUUGCUGUGACGUCACGCUCCUCCGGCGGCGCUCCUAAACUCAGUAACGGCGAACGGACUCGGUUAAACUAGUGCAAACACGCGGACGGGGGUGUAACGGCUCAGACGAACGGGAAUACUCUCGGUGUGUCGCGGAGGAGCACGAGAGGAGCGCGCGGAGGCGUUUGCGAGGCUCGCGCGAUGGACCGGAGACUUUUAACGGGGUUUCUCUUUUUCGCCGCUAUUCUUUUGAUCUCCUCCGGAACAGUUCCAGAAUCCCAAGAUGACUGUCUCCUGCAGAAGUCCUUCAGCGAGUGCGGAUACACCCAAGGCAAAGACGACGACUUCAACUGGGAGCAGAUGAACACCCGGCAGAAGCCCUCGCCGGACCCCUGGCUCCCCACAGACUCUGUGUUCAUGAUGGCCAACGCCUCCGGAAGGUUCUCGGGACAGAAAGCUCAGCUCUUCAUGCCCCAGUUUAAGGAGAACGACACCCACUGCGUCAUAUUCCAGUAUUACAGCGCGGGUCGAGAGGCGUCCAGCCCCGGCCAGCUCUACAUCUACGUCCGGGAGAACAACGGUCCUCUGGGAAUGCCGGUGUGGAACGCGUCCGGUCCCGCCCUGCAGAAGUGGACCCAGGUGGAGCUCGCCGUCAGCACCUUCUGGCCCAACUACUACCAGCUGGUGUUCGAGAUGGUGGCGUCUGGGGAACGAGGUCUGCUGGCCGUCAGAGGAAUCUCCCGUCAGGGUCAUCAGUGCAUGAACACGCCUCAUUUCCUGCACAUUAAAGGUGUGGAGGUCAACGCCAGACAGACGGCCACGUUCCACUGCACGAUUAACGGACAGCCCAAAGAUCACGUCCACUACAAGCUCUGGUUACAGGGCAUCGGAGGUCGCGAGGCUCCUAUGAAGGACACGAAACCCGUGAACUCCAGACGCUACACCGGCACCUUCGACAUCCUCAACACCACGAAGAGCGACUCGGGCCAAUACCGGUGCAUCGUCCACUCAGAGAGGGGUGUGGGAGUGUCCAGUUACGGGGUGCUGGUGGUCAAACAGCCUCCGAUCCCCAUCGCUCCUCCUCAGCUGACGGCCGUCGGCGCCACCUACCUGUGGAUCCAGCUCAACGCCAACUCCAUCAACGGAGACGGGCCCAUCGUGGAGAAAGAGGUGGAGUACCGCACUCUCUCCGGGAGCCUGAUCGACAACCAGCCCGUAGACAAACCCAACCACAAGAUCGGCCACCUGGACCCCGACACCGAGUACGAGAUCAGCGUCCUGCUCACCAGACCGAACGAGGGCGGCACCGGCGCGCCAGGACCCCCGCUCAGGGCCAGAACCAAGUGUGCAGAUCCCAUGCACGGGCCUCGCAGACUCCAGGUCGUGGACAUCAAGUCCCGGCAGUUCACCAUCCGCUGGGAGCCGUUCGGAUACAACGUGACGCGCUGCUACAGCUACAACCUGACGGUGCAGUACCGCUACACGGCCAGCGCUAAAGAGGAGACGCGCGAGGAGGUGUGUUACGAUACGCCGAGUGUGCCGCCGCAACACACCAUCCGCAGCCUCCCGCCGUACACCAACGUGAGCGUGCGACUGCUCCUGCGCAACCGCGAGGGCGUGAAGGAGAGCGAGGCGCUGCGCGUGCUGACCGACGAGGACGUGCCCGGUGCCGUCCCGCUGGAGUCGGUCCAGGGAAGCUCGUUUGAGGAGAAGAUCGGCCUCCGCUGGAGAGAGCCGCUGCAGACCUACGGGGUCAUCACGCAGUACGAGAUCUUCUACAAGGCCGUCAGCUCCUUCGACCCCGAGUUCAACUUGACCAAUCAGAGCGGGAAGGUCCUGAAGUCCAGCAACGAGACGUCACACGUGUUCCCGGGCCUCUAUCCCGGAUCCACGUACUCCUUCACCAUCAGAGCCAGCACGGUGAAGGGAUACGGGCCGCCCGUCAUCACGCAGUUCACCACCAAGAUCUCACCUCCGCGUAUGCCGGGAUACGAGCAGGAGAGUCCGCUGAACCAGAGCGACAGCACAGUGACGGUUCUGCUGAAGCCGGCCCGGAGUCGAGGAGCGCCCGUCAGUGUGUAUCAGGUGGUGGUGGAGGAGGAGCGUCCCCGUCGUUCCCAGAGAGCUGCUGAGAUCCUGCGCUGUUAUCCCAUUCCCAUCCACUUCCAGAACUCAUCCGGCCUGAACUCCCAGUACUACUUCAGCGCUGAGUUCCCCUCGGCCCGGAUCCAGGCGCCGAUGCCCUUCACCGUCGGGGACAACCGGACCUAUGGCGGAUACUGGAACCUUCCGCUGCUCCCGCACAAGAGCUACAGCGUCUACUAUCAGGCCGUCAGCACAGCCAAUGGGGAAACUAAGAUCGAUUGUGUUCGUGUGGCCACUAAAGCUGCCAUUAUUGUGACACAGCUCACCACACCAUAUGUGCGAAUCGCACCCGCUGCCGGCGACAGCCAACUAACAGGUGCUGCGACCCGUAAGCCUGACGCCGUGGAGCCAGAGAAACACACGGAUCACACGGUGAAGAUCGCAGGAGUCAUCGCUGGAGUCCUGCUCUUCGUCAUCAUCUUCCUCGGUGUGGUGCUGGUCAUGAAGAAACGAAGAUCCUAUCACUCCUACACUUACUACCUGAAACUGGCGAAGAAGCGUAAGGAGACGCUGAGCACCACGAGGCAGGAGAUGACGGUGAUGGUGAACUCCAUGGACAAGAGCUACGCGGAGCAGGGCACCAGCUGCGACGAGGCCAUCUCCUUCAUGGACACACACAACCUCAACGCCAGACCUGUGUCGUCGCCGUCCUCGUUCACCGUGAAGACUAACACACUGAGCACAUCCGUGCCCAACUCCUACUAUCCAGACCCGUUUGUGCCGACCGCCAUCUUAGUGCCCAUUAAUGAUGAGAGCCAGACGAUGACCAGCGAGACCAGCAGCCUGGUGCAGUCACACACACACUCCUAUAAGAAGCGCGAGGCGCUGGACGUGCCGUACCAGACCGGACAGCUUCACCCGGCCAUCCGAGUGGCCGAUCUCCUGCAACACAUCACACAGAUGAAGUGUGCCGAGGGCUACGGCUUCAAGGAGGAGUACGAGAUCAACGAGAGCUUCUUCGAAGGACAGGCGGCGCCGUGGGACUCGGCCAAGAAGGACGAGAACCGGAUGAAGAACCGUUACGGGAACAUCAUCGCAUACGAUCACUCGCGUGUGCGACUGCAGCCUCUGGACGGAGAGCAGAGCUCCGAUUACAUCAAUGCUAAUUAUGUUGAUGGCUACCAUCGACCCAACCACUACAUCGCCACACAAGGCCCGAUGCAGGAGACCGUCUACGACUUUUGGAGGAUGAUCUGGCAAGAGAACACCGCGACGAUCGUCAUGGUUACCAAUCUGGUGGAGGUCGGCCGGGUGAAGUGUUGUAAGUACUGGCCCGACGACACUGAGAUCUACAGGGACAUGAAGGUGACGCUCAUCGAGACGCAGCUUCUCUCGGAAUACGUCAUUCGGACCUUCGCUGUGGAAAAGGUUCGACAUUAGUGACAUCAC
Molecule: messenger RNA, 3533 nt
Organism: Pimephales promelas (fathead minnow)
Lineage: Eukaryota; Metazoa; Chordata; Actinopteri; Cypriniformes; Leuciscidae
Source: RefSeq, a predicted model, not a curated record